Messenger RNA from Strongylus vulgaris, 219 nucleotides. The record is from the annotation of a GenBank genome assembly. Lineage: Eukaryota; Metazoa; Nematoda; Chromadorea; Rhabditida; Strongylidae.
AUGACAGACAACACUAAGAUGAGGAAGAAGUGGCAUGGGCUGACGGAAGAGUCUGUAACGAUAUUUGGAGCGAGCUGCUUGAGACAUGCAGAUCCCGAGAUCGCGAAAGCUUUUCUUAAUCGCUUCUUGAAAAUGGGUGCACCAGGAGGUCAAAAAGGACAAGCGGCAAUCAUCCAAAAUGCUAUAGAAUCACUUGGAUCGCCAAAUGCCGAUGUGUAA